AUGCCACCAAAUGACCCUGAACAGAAGAAUUUACAUAUCGGGCUGUUCCUCAGCGUCCUCGAUUACUGCUUUUCCCCUCCUAGUGAACAUUUUUAUUGGAACCAAGUCGUCAAUCAUCAAGAGUCCUCCGUCCUUCGUUGCACAGCUUUCUUCAUUCCAAGCGGAUUGUUUGUGACCAUGGCGGACAAGACUCGUGAUCGCUCGGAGAUCGAAGAUGUUCCUGUCGAAAAGGCUGAAAGCAAUACCGUCAGUCUUAAGGAAGCCCAUCUCAACAUCGACCCGGCUCUUGAGAAGAAGCUUCUAUGGAAGACCGAUCUCAACCUGAUUCCCAUCACCUUCCUACUCUUCCUUUGUGCUUUCAUCGACCGUAUCAACAUCGGCAAUGCCCGUAUUCAGGGACUUGAGAAGGACCUCAACUUGCAAGGUUCAGAUUACAACAUUGCACUGUUCAUGUUCUUCGUUCCAUAUAUCCUCCUUGAAGUGCCCUGCAAUUUGCUUCUUGGAGACGCUGGAGUCCUUCUGAAGAAAAUUCGGCCGUCCAUUUUUAUCAGCACCGUCAUGGUAUUCUGGGGUGUCGUGACAGUUUGUCAAGGAGUUACACAGUCCUUCGCCGGCCUCGUGGUUUGUCGAGUCAUCAUCGGGGCGCUCGAGGCAGGUUUUUUUCCAGGCUGUCUUUACCUGAUCUCGAUGUUCUAUAAACGCCACGAACUCCAAUGGCGGUUCAACCUCUUCUUCUCCGCGUCGAUCAUUGCCGGGGCAUUCAGCGGCCUUCUUGCUUACGCUAUCGCUCAUAUGGAAGGCAUUGGUGGCUACGCCGGAUGGCGAUGGAUUUUCAUACUCGAAGGCAUAUUUACCGUCGUCGUUGCAAUCUUCUCGUUCUGGAUCCUGCCGGAUUGGCCGGAGACAGCGAAAUUCCUCAAGAACGAAGAGCGGGAGCUUCUUAUACGUCGCCUUGCAUUGGACGUCAAAGACGCGACUAUGAGCCAUUGGAAUAAGAAGACUGCGAAGCGUGUCUUUGGUGACAUCAAGAUCUACCUCGGUAUUUUGAUGUACUUGGGAAUAGUUACAACCAGCUACAGUGGAGCACUGUUCACGCCGACAAUCCUCAAACAACUGGGCUGGACCUCGAUCCAUGCUCAAGUGAUGUCGAUCCCCAUCUUCGUGGCGGCAACCAUUUUCGCUCUCACGGCAGCUGUAUUGAGCGACAAGCUACGCCAUCGUUUUGGAUUCAUCCUCGCGGGAUGCGUAGUAACGACCAUCGGAUAUGUCAUCUUGUUGAACAUGCGACAUGUGGCGGUUGGUGCUCGCUAUUUCGCCCUCUACUUAAUUAUCUGUGGAGGUUACAUUGCUCAACCCAUCACGCUUGUGUGGGUCAACAACAACAUGUCUGGACACUACAAGCGCGGGGUGAGUAGUGCUUUGAUGGUAGGAUUUGGCAAUUGUGGCGGCAUUGUGGCAUCUAACAUGUUUCUUUCAAGCCAGGCGCCGACGUACCAUCUUGGCUUUGGCCUGGGUCUUGCCCUUGUGUGGCUAUGUGUCCUCAGCGCCAUCAUACUUUUCUUCUAUAUCAGAAGGGAGAAUCGACUGCGCGAUGAAGGCCGAAGAGACGACAGGUAUCAGUUGCCGGAAGACGAGAAGCGUAACCUCGGUGAUGACCACCCGGCUUUCCGCUUCACCUACUGA
Messenger RNA from Exophiala xenobiotica, 1683 nucleotides. RefSeq lists its product as uncharacterized. Bases 1 to 1683 code for a protein of 560 amino acids. Lineage: Eukaryota; Fungi; Ascomycota; Eurotiomycetes; Chaetothyriales; Herpotrichiellaceae. Gene Ontology annotation, cellular component: membrane. The transcript is spliced from 6 exons. Gene Ontology annotation, molecular function: transmembrane transporter activity. The record is from RefSeq and is a predicted model, not a curated record. Gene Ontology annotation, biological process: transmembrane transport.